Messenger RNA from Purpureocillium takamizusanense, 508 nucleotides. Its product is annotated as Peptidylprolyl isomerase. The coding region runs from base 75 to 455 and encodes 126 amino acids. Gene Ontology annotation, biological process: rRNA processing. The transcript has 4 exons. NCBI's taxonomy places the organism in Eukaryota, Fungi, Ascomycota, Sordariomycetes, Hypocreales, Ophiocordycipitaceae. The record is from RefSeq and is a predicted model, not a curated record. Gene Ontology annotation, molecular function: peptidyl-prolyl cis-trans isomerase activity; DNA binding.
AGCGGGGCAGCCUGCACUUACCUCGUUGACUUUCCCCUCUCAUCACGCAGCCCUCUCAGACUAACCGAGCCACCAUGGGCAAAAACGACAAAAAGGGAGGCGGCGACAAACCCGCGGCCAAGGGCAAAGGCGGCGACAAGGAUGCGGGCGGCGGCAAAGCCAAGGGCGCGCAGUCCAUCAAUGUUCGGCACAUCCUGUGCGAGAAGCACGCGAAGAAGGAGGAGGCGCUGGCGAGGCUGAACGAGGGCAUCAAGUUCGACGAGGUCGCACGCAACUUCUCUGAGGACAAAGCGAGGCAGGGAGGUUCGCUCGGGUGGAAAAGUAAGGGCAGCUUGGAUCCAAAAUUUGAAGAGGUUGCGUUUGCGCUGGAGCCGAGCACCACGAGCAGCCCCAAGAUAGGCGAGGCGAAGACUGGAUUUGGCUAUCACAUCAUCAUGGUUGAGGGACGCAAAUAGUGACAUCACCAGACACAGCAUGUAGUACUUCACAUCCAAAUACACUUUGCGUC